Messenger RNA from Phytophthora nicotianae INRA-310, 1056 nucleotides. RefSeq lists its product as hypothetical. The transcript is spliced from 4 exons. The coding region runs from base 1 to 1056 and encodes 351 amino acids. The record is from RefSeq and is a predicted model, not a curated record. Lineage: Eukaryota; Oomycota; Peronosporomycetes; Peronosporales; Peronosporaceae.
AUGUGGCGGAAAGAGGCCAAGAAGAGUGGCGAGAGCCAUCGCAGUCAUACAAACGUUGCUCGAGAUUCCCAACAGCAGCCACCGCUCGCUAAUUCGAAUGAUGCGCAGACGGCUUACCCUCUUUUGCGGAACAACCAGAUGGACACCACGCCGAUAGUAUCGCAAGGAGCUAGUCAUAACGAACGUUCCACUACUGCUAAUACUGCACCGGCAGCGCCUAGCAGGAGCGGAGGAGAUCGAAACUGGAGUGCUCGUAUUCGAGCCUCCAUUGCGCGCUUGAUGGAUAUCGAUGGUGUUUCCUUAAACCCGGAGAGGUUUGCAAACCUAACACUGGAAAACCAAGCGGCAAAAGAGGCCCAGCAGGCAUUCCGCGAGAGAGUUGAUCGUUUGCAGGUCGCAAGCGAGGCAGCUCAUAAGGAGCACUGGAAGCGGUUACGUGACGUGUACCCGGCCUCAACAACGAAAAAAAUGAGGUUUACUAUUGCGGACCACCCGUCUCCAUCAGCGACAACAAUGAUAUCUUCGUCGGCAACUCCAGCAUCGUAUCAGCCUAGGCACGAAGCGUUGGACGCACUAGUAGUGGCCGCCGCUACAGAAGAUUUGACCAAGUCAUUGACACCAGCCAAUGCAAAGCGAGCUAGACACCGACAUAACCUACUGUCCUUGCGAAAUGGCGCAGGCGCUGAGCAGAGCCCAGUGCGUGUCCAUGACCCACAAUUGGCCAAAGCCGUCAAUAAUCUCGCUGAUAAAUUGGCGCGACUACUUGGACAGCUACAAGCUACGUCCGAUGAGGCUACUGCUGAGCCCAUUCUCGCCGCUGCGGCAACUAUCGCGCUGGAAGCGACGGAGAUGCGUCGCAACGAGGAAGUGGCGUUGGCGCGAAUGGUUGAAAUCGAGGAGCAUCGCCAGCAUAUCAUGCAAGGUCUUCUAGAGUACGAAAUGCGUAAAGAGCAGCGAGAAAAGGACGAGAGCAGCAAAGAAUGCACUGCCACCUUGUCCGGUUCACACGGUAGCCAGAAAGACAGCGGUGCCAAGGUUGAUGAAAGACAAGACUAA